AUGUUUGCUGUCCACUUGCUAGCUUUCCAUUUCACAAAGCUAAAAGAGGACCAAAUAAAAAAGGUUGACAGGUACCUGUACCACCUGCGCCUCUCCGAUGAUGCCUUGCUGGAUGUGAUGGCUCGAUUCCAAGCUGAGAUGGUGAAGGGCCUGGGCAGAGACACGAACCCCACGGCAACAGUGAAAAUGCUGCCCUCAUUUGUGCGCUCUCUGCCCGAUGGCUCAGAGAAGGGUGACUUCCUUGCUGUGGACCUCGGUGGCUCCCAGUUCCGUGCUCACCGGGUGAAGGUGUUUGAUGACGGGAGGCAGAGCAGCCAGCUGGAGAGCAAGUUUUACCCCACACACAAGGAGGUCACACAGGGGAACGGAGCCGAGCUCUUUGAUUAUGUUGCUGACUGCCUGUCAGACUUCAUGGAGACCAAAAACCUGAAGCAUAAGAAGUUGCCUCUUGGCUUUACGUUUUCUUUUCCAUGCAAACAGACCAAAUUGGAAGAGGGGGUUCUUCUAGCAUGGACAAAACACUUCAGGGUCAGAGGAGUUCAGGACACAGACGUGGUCAGCUCUCUGCGCAAGGCCCUCCAGAAGCACAAGGACAUAGAUGUUGAUGUUUUGGCACUGGUCAAUGACACGGUGGGAACCAUGAUGACUUGUGGAUAUGAUGACCAGCGCUGUGAAGUUGGACUCAUAAUUGGGACUGGCACCAAUGCUUGCUACAUGGAGGAGAUGAGGCACAUCAGCCUGGUGGAAGGGGAUGAAGGCAGGAUGUGCAUCAACACAGAAUGGGGGGCCUUUGGAGAUGACGGUGCUUUGGAUGACCUCCGCACUGAGUUUGAUCGGGAGCUGGAUCUGGGAUCUCUCAAUCCUGGAAAACAAUUGUUUGAGAAGAUGAUCAGCAGCCUGUAUUUGGGGGAACUUGUAAGACUGAUUCUCCUAAAAAUGACAAAGGAAGGUCUGCUCUUCAAUGGGAAAGUGUCAACAGCUCUGCUUACUAAGGGCAAGAUUGAAAUGAAACACGUGUCUGCAAUGGAAAAGUACAAGGAAGGUCUGAGCAACACAAAAGAGAUCCUUAUGGAGCUGAACCUGUUUCCCUCUGAGGAGGACUGCGUUGCUGUUCAGCACGUCUGCACCAUCGUUUCCUUCCGCUCGGCCAACCUCUGUGCCGCCGCCUUGGCAGCCAUCCUGACCCGGCUCAGGGAGAACAAAAAGCUGCUGAGGAUGCGAACCACUGUUGGGAUUGAUGGGGGACUCUACAAAACCCACCCCAAGUAUGCCAAGCGCCUGCACAAGGUGGUGAGGAGGCUGGUGCCCACGUGCGACGUGCGGUUCCUGCUGUCGGAGGGCGGCAGCGGCCGGGGGGCCGCCGUGGUCACGGCCGUGGCACGCAGGUUGGCUGCCCAGCGCCGCCGCGUCGACGCCGCGCUCGCGCCCUUCCUGCUGCCCCCGGGCACCCUCCGAGAGGUGAGGGACAAAAUGAGGGCUGAGCUGGAGUACGGGCUCAAGAGGGAGACGCAAGCCAAGGCCACCGUGAAGAUGCUGCCCACGUACGUCUGUGGGACGCCAGAUGGAACAGAGAAAGGGAAGUUCCUCGCCCUCGAUCUUGGUGGCACAAAUUUCAGGGUUCUGCUGGUCAAAAUCAAAAGCGGGAGAAAAAGAUCAGUGCAAAUGUAUAACAAAAUCUUUGCUAUUCCUUUGGAGAUCAUGCAAGGGACAGGAGAAGAGCUCUUUGACCAUAUUGUCCAGUGCAUAGCUGAGUUUCUGGAGUAUAUGGGGAUUAAAGGUGCUCGGCUUCCUCUGGGCUUCACCUUCUCCUUCCCCUGCAGGCAAGCCAGCAUUGACAAGGGAACACUUGUGGGAUGGACAAAAGGAUUCAAGGCAACAGACUGUGAGGGGGAAGAUGUUGUUGAUAUGCUAAGAGAGGCCAUCAGGAGAAGAAAUGAGUUUGACUUGGACAUUGUAGCAGUGGUGAAUGACACUGUUGGGACCAUGAUGACUUGUGGAUAUGAGGAUCCAAACUGUGAGAUUGGCCUUAUUGCAGGAACAGGCAGCAAUGUUUGCUACAUGGAGGACAUGAAAAACAUAGAAAUAGUGGAAGGGAAUGAAGGAAAAAUGUGCAUUAAUACAGAAUGGGGAGCGUUUGGUGACAAUGGCUGCAUUGAUCACAUCAGGACAAAAUAUGAUAUAGAAGUAGAUGAAGGCUCACUAAACCCAGGGAAACAGAGGUAUGAAAAAAUGACCAGUGGAAUGUACCUAGGUGAAAUAGUAAGGCAAAUCUUGAUUGACUUAACCAAACAAGGGCUGCUGUUCAGAGGACACAUUUCGGAAUCACUCAGGAAAAGAGGCAUAUUUGAAACAAAAUUUCUGUCUCAGAUUGAGAGUGACCGGCUCGCCCUCCUCCAAGUGCGGCACAUCCUGCAGCAGCUGGGCCUGGACAGCACCUGUGAGGACAGCAUCAUUGUCAAGGAGGUGUGUGGAGUUGUUUCCAGAAGAGCUGCCCGGCUCUGUGGGGCAGGGCUGGCUGCUAUUGUGGAGAAGAAGAGGGAGAACCGAGGUGUGGAGCGCUUGCAAAUCACCGUUGGAGUAGAUGGGACUCUGUACAAGCUCCAUCCACAUUUUUCCACGGUCCUGCAGGAAACCGUGAAGGAGCUGGCACCUCAGUGUGAUGUGACUUUCAUGCUUUCUGAAGAUGGAAGUGGGAAGGGAGCUGCCCUCAUUACUGCAGUUGCAAAAAGAUUGCAUAAUGUUGGACAGAAGUAGAAAUGAGUGGUCAAGUAAUUUCAGCCCUGCCAGGCGUGUGCAGUAGGGAUUUGCUGAGUGGUGAUUCAGGAUAGCUUUGCCAGACACCAGUACACAGGUACCUUUUUUGGGGGGGAGCAGCUGAUUUUGGCCAACAAAGAUUGUGGAUUUUUGUCCUUGGGUAAUUUGGAUUAGGUGUUUCUGCUCCCUGCUGGCAUUAUGUCUCGGCAUACCACAGUCUACUCAGUUCUGUACUUCCUGCCAUGGAUCUCUAAUGCACAUGGGAGAGUGAAAACAAACCAAACCAAACAAAAUGUUCCUUUUUACAACAUCUUAA
This is a messenger RNA of Cinclus cinclus, 3070 nucleotides long. RefSeq names its product hexokinase HKDC1-like. Gene Ontology annotation, biological process: glycolytic process; glucose 6-phosphate metabolic process; intracellular glucose homeostasis. Gene Ontology annotation, molecular function: glucokinase activity; fructokinase activity; D-glucose binding. The record is from RefSeq and is a predicted model, not a curated record. Gene Ontology annotation, cellular component: mitochondrion; cytosol. The transcript has 18 exons. The coding region runs from base 1 to 2754 and encodes 917 amino acids. NCBI's taxonomy places the organism in Eukaryota, Metazoa, Chordata, Aves, Passeriformes, Cinclidae.